AGUUAGGAAGACGAAAAGGUCAAAAAGAGAUUUUAUCAUCAGAUAAAACAGCAUCGUCAUCACCACUUAUUAAUAAGAAAAAUUCUCGUUCACAAUCACCCUCUUCUGAACGUUCACAAUCUCCACUGUUAAAUAACAAAAAACAAAAUGUUUUGCUUCAAAAACAACAGAACCAACAAUUAUCAGAGCCAACUGCUAAAACAGUUACUUCUAAAUCUGAGUCACCAAAAAAUCUUAGUCGAAAAGCUACGAUUAUAGCAACCACAAAAACGUCCAUUCGAGAAAAACAAAAAUCUUGUAAAAGUCGUUCAGCAACGACAAAUCGUUUAACUCCAAUACUUGAUCGUUUGAGAACCAAAUCCAAUAAUCGUAUUCCUGUUGUAUCGUCUGCCUCUUCUGUAGCGUCUUCUCAUAUUGUUCUUACCAAUACAAAGUCGAAGAAAAAACAAACAGUAACGAUCAAAAAACGUUCUCGUUCAUUGGAAAAUGAAACCGAUAAUGAACAUGUUCAAGUCUUAUCAGUUGCUACUACGUCAACUGAUGAAAAGCCAGCUAAAGGCGCAACUGUUGGUAGAAAGAAUAAACGUUUGAAAAAGUAA
Molecule: messenger RNA, 599 nt
Organism: Rotaria socialis
Lineage: Eukaryota; Metazoa; Rotifera; Eurotatoria; Philodinida; Philodinidae
Source: the annotation of a GenBank genome assembly